Molecule: messenger RNA, 2107 nt
Organism: Nymphaea colorata (pocket water lily)
Lineage: Eukaryota; Viridiplantae; Streptophyta; Magnoliopsida; Nymphaeales; Nymphaeaceae
Exons: 3
Coding region: 955-1899 (314 amino acids)
Source: RefSeq, a predicted model, not a curated record
UCCGUUCUCUCCUGGGGCCGACAUCUCUAGUCCUCUUUAGAGGGACGAGGUAUCGCCCCCUAGGGUUUGCAGCUUUCGGCUACCCUUUGUGAUUUCUUCUUCUUCCUGUUUAUCAUCGUCCUCUUGCUAUCGGUUCUUCCAUCCAUUCGAAACCCUAAUCGACCUCUUCAUUGGAAACCCUAAUCUCAUCUUUGUGGACUUUUCCCACUUUCGUCGGAUAGAGCAAUUCGUUUCGCCGAUUGUCUCAUUCCAUUUCUUUUUCGCCGUCUCUCGGUAGGCCUAGUCCUGAGGUGCGGAAAUUUGGAGAAGCCACGCCCUCUCGUUUUUGGCUUUAGUUUGUCGGUCCAACCGAUCCGGAGCUUAGGCUUGCUUCUUCCGGAAGGGGGGAAGCCCUAAUUUGGGAGGGUUGCGUGUAACUUUGGUGUCUCGGAUUUUCUGUUUUUAUUAGUUUCGCCUUCUUCUUCUGGUUUCAAUUUGAGAUUUUGUUUGCAGAAACGAGGAGGUAUUCUCUAUUUUUUUUUUUUUUGGGUGGUGAGGGAGAAUCAAAUACGGAAAAUUUGGUUCCUCAGGUAGGUGAAGCUAGAAAUCUUGGGUGAUAGGAUUGACGGACAUAGCUUUCUCCGCCCAAGAGAUUGGCUGGUUAACUUUGAUUGGCUUAGAGGUUUUUUGUUGAUGCACUGAGAACGUCAUUGUUGCCUGAGAAGCUAUAUUAUUAGACGAUCUAAACAUCAGUUUUCGGGAUUGAUCGAUUGCGAAAACUGCACUUUGGAGGGAUUGAGCUGUAUCUGUUAUUUGUAGUUAAAGGGAUUUCGUUGAACAUUUCUUUCUUUGGACCUCUAGAUACUUAAGACCGGGGUGUACUGCCUACUUGUGUUUCAUAGAACCUAAUUGCUCGAUUUGUCCAGUCGUGGGUUGUAGUUGGGAGCCUGAGGUCUGGUGUAGCUUCCGCUAGAAAUGGUUGGAGGGGCAAGCAGGAGGGACGAUGGGCCCUUGGGGAUAAAUAGCUCGAACGGAUUCGCCGCUCUUGAAAGCCUCCGCAGGAAGAAGAAAUCUGACAAGCAAUCCAAGAGCAAGGGUUCAAAGGGUCAGGCGAAGGAAUCAGAAGCCCAAGUUUUCUGGGCUCCUGCUCCACUAACUGUGAAAUCGUGGGCCGAUGUCGACGACGAUGACGAUUAUUAUGCUACGACUGCUCCACCCCAAUCAGUCUGGGGCUCGUCAGAGCAACAGCAGCAGCCAAAGGAUUCAUCAGACGUUGUUGAGGAAAGUGAAAGUGAAGAUGAUAUGCUGGAUGAAGGUGAUGAUGUUGAUGAUGAUGAACAUGAUAAUGAACAGGAGCCACCUCCACCAGUCGAACCAGAGGCAAGGAAACAGGUUCAAGGUCCUGUAGCACCAAAAGAGACCGAAAGGCAGCUCUCAAAGAAGGAGCUGAAGAAAAAGGAGCUGGCUGAACUUGAUGCUGUUCUGGCUGAGCUAGGCCUUAACAAACCCACUGAGCAGGAUGAAUCACAAGGGAGUGAAGAGAAAAUGCCUGAUGAGCUGAAUGGAACUUCAGAAAGGAAAGAGGCUUGUGUUACAACUGGGGAGAGUAAAAGUGCAAAAAAGAAGAAGGCAAAGAAGGAGAAGUCUAAGGAAGCGAAAGAUGCACAAGACCAGCAAAACGAUGCUGCUGCUCCUGGGUCGGAGGAGGCUCCAGAGGGUGAGCAAGCUGAGGAGGAGGCUUCUCAGGUCGAUGUAAAAGAGCGACUAAAGAAAUUGGCUUCUAUGAAGAAAAAGAAGUCUGGGAAAGAGUUAGACGCUGCUGCAAAAGCGGCUGCAGUGGAGGCUGCUGCCAGGAGUGCAAAGGUUGCCGCUGCAAAGAAGAAGGAGAAGUCUCAUUACAAUCAACAGCCUGUGCGGUAAAGCCCAUUUGUUUUGAUGUGUUGCACGGGCUGGAAUUAGUUCAUUGCUACGUGAGAAAUAAAAACAGCACGCUGUGGCUUCAAAAUGACGACCCUGUUGUUAUUUUCUUCUUCUUAGGUAGAUCACCUUUUUUUUGUCAUCUCAGUCAUGUAUUCCUUGGUUCAUUUGCACAUUGAUUUCUAUAUGACUAUCGGAAUGGUUAAUCUUU